AUGGAGGCAAAACCGGACUCUGGCCAUGUUCGAAUGGUCGGAGCGGUAGCGGGCGUCGGAAGUGGUCGCACUCGCCUGCAAUGUUCUCCUCCGGGAACGUACCGAGGAGCUAUCGACUGUCUCCUACAAACAGUGCGGAAUGAGUCAAUAUUCGCGCUUUACAAAGGUGCAACGCCUCCCGCUGUCGGAUGGGCUGCAAUCGACUCUUUACUUCUCGGAUCCUUGCACAACUAUCGCUUGUUCCUCAUACGCCACAACGUGACAGAGCCAAUUCCAGGAGGAGAAGGCCGACGCCUUACCCUUACAGGUCAUGGUAUUGCCGGCCUUGUUGCAGGGUUAACGAGUGCUUUGCUAGCUACCCCUAUGGAGCUAUUGAAAGUCAACUUGCAAAUGCAAGUCCAAAAGUCCGUCGCAGACAGGCAGUAUAAAGGUCCCAUAGAUUGCGCUCGGCAGGUCAUUGCAAGCCGAGGGGUCUUGGGGCUCUGGACAGGUUUCACGGGUAGUCUUGCCUUCCGGAGCAACUUCCUCUGGAUGUUCCUUUCGUUUGAGGCUCUGAUGCGCAGCUUUUCGAAGCUACAAGGCACACCUUAUGAAAUUACUACACCUACCGCAAACUUCCUCUCAGGCGGUCUAGCCUCGUUCGCAUUUUGGCUUAUGGGCAUCCCUGCAGACAACGUCAAAAACCGAAUGAUGUCGACCUCUCUCUCCCAGUCCCGUCCGACAUUCCUGGCCAUCGCCCGCAGCAUCUACGCACUAGGCGGAGUACGAGGAUUCUACCGCGGCCUCGGACCAACUCUUGUUCGUGCGUUCCCAGUGAAUGCGUCUGCUCUCUGGGUCUAUGAAGGUCUCAUGCGGCUGCUGGGCGCUGAAAAG
Laetiporus sulphureus 93-53 is the source of this 873-nucleotide messenger RNA. Its product is annotated as mitochondrial carrier. The annotation marks the transcript as partial. Gene Ontology annotation, molecular function: transmembrane transporter activity. The record is from RefSeq and is a predicted model, not a curated record. The transcript has 9 exons. NCBI's taxonomy places the organism in Eukaryota, Fungi, Basidiomycota, Agaricomycetes, Polyporales, Laetiporaceae. Gene Ontology annotation, biological process: transport.